Cyphomyrmex costatus is the source of this 6934-nucleotide messenger RNA. RefSeq names its product mucin-12. The transcript is spliced from 13 exons. Gene Ontology annotation, molecular function: protein binding; chitinase activity; chitin binding. NCBI's taxonomy places the organism in Eukaryota, Metazoa, Arthropoda, Insecta, Hymenoptera, Formicidae. Gene Ontology annotation, cellular component: extracellular region. The record is from RefSeq and is a predicted model, not a curated record. Gene Ontology annotation, biological process: carbohydrate metabolic process; chitin catabolic process. The coding region runs from base 712 to 6831 and encodes 2039 amino acids.
UUAAAAAUAUUCAGUAGAAUAUUUUAGAUUAAUCACUCUAGUACAAAAAUCAAUCUUUAAUAUUAUCGCUCAAGCGUACCCUUUUAAAACACGACAACACAUUGAGCAUUUAAUUGCAACAUAGCUGUCUGAAAUCACGAUUUUUAAUAGGUAGUCGCAUUUACUAUAAUUAGUUGUUAUUAAUUUAAUUUAAUUUGCCCGACAAAAAAAGAAGAAAGACGCUUUCGCGCGCUCGCUCAUAUGUGUUGCCUUAUUUCGCGAUCGUGCAUCGUUAUACGCGUAACAUGAAAAGUAUUUCGAUCUGGGACAGUAGUACCCCACCCGCGAUCCAGCGAUCCAUUGAUCCCGAUGGCCUCCGGUCUCUCUCCCUCUUUUUCGCAUCACCUUCGCUUGUCUGUUCGGUGCCUUCCUUUUCAGUCUUUGGUCCUCGCUGCGCCAUCCGGUCGAGAUCGGCAGGGUUUACUAAGAGAGCAUGCGUCCUCCAGAAACGUCAGUGUAAAUCGCGCACUCAAACUCGAAGAAUCAUCGGAUUCCUCCACUUUGACAGGGACGAAACAUAGAAUUGAAGUCUUCUGCAAUGCAUAAGGUGACACAGGCAUAACUCAUGCGGGAUCCUGAUGCGCCGUUCAACAGUUUGAGUGUAAUCUCCUGCAUCUUCAGUAUCAAUCCGGCUGUGAUCCAUUGCGAUUUCAGUGUUGCUAAUCGGGGAUCAUGAUAAAAAACACUAUGUGGGGUCGUGGUGUUCUCCUAAUGUCGUUCAUGCUCAUAGUACUCGGAACGGCAAAAUGUCCACAGAGAAAAACUUCGCCUGUCAGAGAGAUUCUUUGCUAUACUUCCAUCUUCGACGUUAAUAAGCUUUUAAGUAGCUCUGUGUGCGACUGUACCACUCUGGUGCAUCAAAAUCAUGACAUACGAAAUCUUUCAAUUUCUGACAUUUCUGAUUUGCGGAAAUCUUUAAAAGAAAUGCAUCCACCUCUACAGUUUGUAAUUUCUAUACAUGAUCCUACGAUGAUACUCAGAACUUCCGCCAUGGUACGACAGGAAACUAUCGCUCGAAUUCUUGCCGUUAUGAAAGAGGUGGAUGGCGUAGAACUGAACGUAACGGCAGGCUCAAAGGAGCGUCUUUAUAAUUUUGUCAAAAGUCUCAAAGACGAAAUAAUUAAAAAAUCUUACGACAAAAGGAUCUUAAUGGCUUUACCUAUUAGAUCGGAGGAUUUAGCCAAGCAGUUUGAUAUUAAGGAACUCAUAAAGUACGUUGACUUAUUUACACUGUCAACGGAUUACAUGACAGAUGAAGACGCAGCCUUCAUUACUUUUCACCCUUCGCGUUUAAUAGGACUUUUCGACAUGCUAAAUACAGAUAGCUUGAUAGACUUAAUAAGUGGAUUAGGAGCACCCAAGCAGAAGAUCAUGAUAACCGUGCCGGUCAAUGCGUACAAAUUCACUUUGAAGAAUCCGGACGAGAAUGUUCCAAGAUCAAAAACUACGGAGAAGGAACCUGUGUCAAUCGAUCGUAAAGAGCUUUGCGAAGCCGUAAACAACGGGGAAUGGAUCGUAGAACGAGAUGAAGAUCUCACGGCGCCUUAUGCAUUUCAAAACAAAACAUGGAUUGCUUAUGAAGAUAAGAUUUCGGUCGGAAUAAAGGGAAAAUACGCAUUGUUGCGAAAUUUGGCAGGAUUAGCUUUGCGAAAUAUUGAAAAUGACGUGGAAACCGAGUGCGAAGUACCACUCACGCAAGAAAUUUAUCGUUCCUUCACGGAGUUUAGAAAAAAAUCGAAACGAGCUGUACUCAGUGCGCUAGAAGACGAGCUUCAUCAAAUGCAAUUUUCGUAUCCAAAUCAUGCGAAAACGUCUAGUUUCCGUGUCACUCGGGUUGUAGACACAGAGGGGCAUAUCAGAGCUGUACGCGAAAGCACACAAACUGAAUUCGUUUGCAGACGGCAAGGUUACUUCGUCCAUCCAAAAAGUUGCAAUAGAUUUUAUCGCUGCGUAAAAUUCAAUCAAGCGAUAGAAGAUUAUUCUGUUUUUGAAUUCGAUUGUCCAGCUGGACUGUCGUUUGACGAGCGCACGGAAGUUUGUGUUUGGCCAGGCUCGUUACCUGAAGGUUCACCAUGUCCUGGCAGUAGCGAAAUUGCUCCUGUCGCCCCGAAGACAUUCGAAUGUUCUCAACCUGGUUAUUAUGCGGAUCCACAAAAUUGUCGUUGGUUCUAUGCUUGCAUGGACUUAGGUGGAGAAGAACUAAUGGCGUUUGAGUUCCGCUGUCCGUACGGCUUGGUAUUUGACGAGAAGAAGUUAGUGUGCGAGUGGCCUUGGCUGGUUCCAGCUUGCUCGGAAUCUAGGUCGAGCUACACCAGAAAGGAAUACAAUUAUGGAAGCUACACUACAAAAACCUCUCCUAGCUUUGGAACUGGCGGUUACGUCACUAAUGGUUUACCGGAAUACGUGACGACGGGAACAGAUUACUUUAACAUGGAUUAUUCUAGAACGACUGGUAGUGGUACCCACGGUGCAAACUAUUUUGGAACCACUGCAGGAGGUAUUGAUAAACACCCUGGUAUUUUGAUUUCUGGUGCUGAACAUGUAGGACUGCCCAGUUUAGCAGGUACUGAUUAUUCUAAAUCCACUAAAUAUGGAGGAGCAGUGUCUUACCCGACAUUUGUGGGAGAAGAACGUGGUACAGAAUAUUUUACAACGAGCGGCAAAAUUGGAGAUGGAUAUACUGGAUAUAGCGUAUCUCCUGGCCAAGAUGGCUCUGGAUACUCAGUAUUUAAUGAUGGAUUUAAUAAUGGCUUUGCAAACAGGGGAUCAUUAAAAGAAGUUACUGCAGGCUUUUCCGGAUCUACCGCAAAAGAGUACUUUGGAACCGCUAGUGGAAAUCAUUUCGAAGGGACUGCAAGUUUUUCCGGAUCUACAACGGGAAAGUAUUCUGGAAUCACUAGUGGAAGUGAUUUGAAGGAGCAAGGUGUAACUUACUUGGAAAAACCUAUCUCAAGAUAUCCUAAUUUAGUAGAUGAUUAUGCAGGAAGCGUUAGUAUGAGUAGUCCAAUAAUAGAUACAAGUUAUUCAAAAACUCCGGGAAAUUACUUCGAAUCUACAAGACUACCUGGAUCAUCCAUUGAUGGUCACGUUGAAUCUACUAGUCCUAAAUAUGAUGGAUCGACGAAUGUAUACACAGGUUCCAGCACGCUUAAUGUUGAUGGUUUCUCCAGUGUCUAUCCAGGAGCAGCGAGACAUCAGCCGUCAUUCGGUGAAACCGGCCCACCAUUCGGAUCUGUAUCUUACCUCGGUACUAGCGGUAAUAUUGAUAUAACAGGAUCGACUGAUAAUGCAUAUACUGGACCAACAACAUACAGAAGACCUAUUGGUGCAGGAUAUUCCACAACUAUGGGCGGCAUCAGUUCUGGCUUUACUGAAAAUGACGUUAGUGUGUCAAUUAAUUCUGGGACAGGAUCAAGUCUGCACAGUACAACGAGUUCAAGUCAAGUCCCAGGAACUGAUUUUAUUAGUAAAAUUCCAAAAUUUAAACUGGAAACUUCAGGAAUUUCUACAACUUCUAAGCAAUUAAGUGUUACUCCUAGACCAACAGGCACUACGACAAACUAUAGACAUGAUAAUAAGGAAGGAUAUACAAUUCCUGUAUUCAUACAACAUGAAGAGCCCUCAAUUUAUAGUUCGACCGGAACAACCGGAGUUGGAGGAAGAGACCAUAAAAUUCCUACUGGUUACGAUAUUCAGAAAGGUACUUUUGGUGUUACUCCAACUGGAGCUUUUAGCAUAGAUGGAAGUAGUACUACUGGUGACUCCUUUUCGGGAACUGUAUUCAGUCACGGAAAUGUUCCUGAAGUGUUCACUUCUGCCAACAAGAAUGUUAUCCUAACCGAAGGAGUUCAACCUGGCUACGUAGCCUCUUCUGAAACAUUGGGAUAUGUGAGUAGCGGUGUGAAGACUGUAGACGUAGGAUCAACUAGUCCAGGAACUGUAAUAUACAAUAAGUUUGGAAUAUCAAAUCCUACGAUUCCAAUAAGUAGUCCUUCGACAGCUAACGUCUUUCCGAAAGAUAAAUCUACUUUAAACAUUAAUGUUUUUGGACAAACUGCUCCUGAAGUAUCCAUAGGAAGUUCUAUUCAACCAGAUUCGACAAGUAAAAGCUCGAUUGAUAAAUCGUAUGAAUUACAAUCAACUUAUUACGGCAAUCUCCCUGCGAGAGGAUCAAUUACCUAUUUGAGCACUCCAAGCGAAGGCUUGAUAUCUACAACUCCUCAAAUCUAUAGAACUGAUGAAGGACGUAGCACCGUCAUGUUUAACUUCGCUUCUAAUACUAGCAAGUAUACAGAUAAUGAUAUUUCGGACUACAGGUCAACCAGCGUUAUUCCUGAUUUAAUCGUAUCCGAUAGAGUAGAAGGCACUGGUGGUAUUUAUGAUUCUAGAUUCGAAAACCCAACUACUUCAGGAUAUUCUUUAAGUAAAUCGGCUGUUUUCACACCAAGUGGAUUUACGAAGACUGGUCCAACCAGGACAGGUAUAACCACUGCUGUUCUUGGAGGUGGUGGUAGUUACUCAAUAAGCACGGGUGAUCGUAGGCUUACUUAUAGCCCCGAUAAUAUUAGCGAAAAAGCAUUUGAAGGGAAUGUUGCUGGAUAUACUAGAACAUCGUCUACUGACGGUCUGUCCGUCACUUUGACUCCACCUAGCUAUUCCUCGAAAGCAGCACCGAAUGCUCCGGGUGGUCACUUCACCGUACAAUCAUCUACUUCUGACUACUCGUAUUCUAAGCCAACUGUUCAAUUUGGAACUAGCGGUGUCACAUUCUCUUCAACGCCAGUUGGAUUGGCCGAAAAUAAUGUACCGACGUCAACAUCGUUUUUCAACCGCUUACCAACGUCGACAGUCAGACCCGUAACUUCUAUAUAUUCAAACAUUUACAAAACGACUCCUUUUGAAUCGUUUAAGAUUCCGGUUUCUGUUCCAACUGUCAGACCUAUGAUCGAUACCGGUUACAAGAUCUCUCGACCGAUCUCUCCGACAACCAUUCCAUUAUUAAAUGAUGAUCAAUUUAUCGAAAGAACGAGCGGUUCACAGACUGCAUCAGUAUCCAUGGCUAAUAUUGGUUUAGGAGUGCCUUUCCAACGGACUAAUUUAAAUGGCCAGACAGGCCACAGCUCCUCGUUGGGAUACCUCCCGCCAAAGUCGACUGAAGCAGGUGUAACUGCAUCCAUUAAGAAGUACGACUUACCUACAGUAACUGCACAACCAGAGCUCAUCGGGAUAACAUAUAAGAAACCUUUACUGGUCUCCAACGUUACGUAUAGCCCUUUCUCAUUUCAAUCACCCACCAUAUUUAGGCCUUCCAACACAUAUUAUUCUGGCCAAGGAUAUUCGACUACUCCAUUUUCUGUAGGGACAAUCCCUAGAGGCGGUUCUCCAACAAAUUUGGACACUUCAAGAGUGUCCACUAUAAAUCGUGACAGAGGCACCAUCAAGUACACGCCAAUCGAGUAUGAUACUUAUUCAAGCUCCGGAUUUGGUUCAAUCUCGUCCAAGAAAUUCACUUCGUCAUUGCCUUCCACGAAAUUGUCAUUUUCCCCAAAGAUCGACAAUGGCUUUGCUGUCACAACGCCAUAUGGCAUUCAACCUUCAACAUUCUCAUACGAAGUUACUACAAAGUCGCCUGACAAGGGCAAAGUUAUUGUCAAGUGGAGCGAUCUUCAUCCUCUUCUUUUAAAUAAACUUGGGGCAGAGUGCACAUGCAAGGCCGAUCCCUUUGCCAAUCUUCGUGGUCCAGGUAGGAAGAAGAUUGAUUCUUCCAAAGGCAAGGUAAAUCUGGCCAACUAUGACUCUUCUGAAAUAUACGUCGAUUUCGGUUACUCUGAAGAAGACGACUAUUCUACCAACUACAACGUUUUCCCAGCGCAGCCCUUCAAGAUUAGUCCACCGAAAACGACGACUAUUUCGACCAAUGUACCAUCAUCCUCUUACUUACCUACGAUAGAUGCCACAACAUCUGCGAGGAGCCACCAGCUUUGUUCGGAUCGUCGAAUGGGCAAGAAAUUGGAAUAUGAAGAAGAAAAGGAAGAAGAACAAGAAGAAGAACAGGAAGAAGGAAAAGAAGAAUAUGAUGACGAUCCUGAUCAGAUAAUUAACGGUGUCACCGAUUGCGCUAGGCCAGGUCUCUUCAGACAUCCCGGCCUUUGUAAUAAAUUCUACGCUUGUCAUUGGGAUCAGUGGAAAAAGAAAUUCACACUUCACAUCUUUAAUUGUCCUGUUCACUUAUCGUUUGAUUCCAGUGCUGGCGCGUGCAAUUGGCCUAGUAAGGGACCAGCUUGCCAAGCUAAUAAUUUAUUAGUGGUAAUGUGGGCGAUGCUGAUAUUGGCAACGGUCGUGUUGACCGAUGCAGCGGUACCAGAUCCACCGGAAAAUUCCGGCAUCACCACGAUCGGCUCCAAAAAAUUGGCGACUGCCGCUGAUUGUGCCGGACUCGUCGCUUUCUCUGCAAUCCAAGGAUCAGUAAAUGAAGCUAAGCUCGUUCUCGCUGAGACUCUAGUAGACAAGGGAGUCGGUUAUGCGGCACAGACAGGGAUCUUCACUACGCAUUGUCCUGGCCUCUACCAAUUCAGUUUCGCUGGAUACGGUAGUACGGAUUUGCGGCUGACAUUGAAACACAAACUGAACAAAUCCAAUAGUUGGAGAACAAUUAUCGGCGUUGGUCCAGGCGGAGGAAGCAACCUCGUUCUGUUAGACGUCGAAGCCGGUGAUCAACUUGCCGUCUUCGUUGAAUCCGGAAAAAUCACCGACGGAGCCAGCUUCACGGGUCACCGUGUUUAUAAAAGAUAAACAACAAUCUUAAACAAAUUCAGGAUAUCGACUCUAUUAUGGAAACAAAAUCGAGAUGUUUUAAAAUUUAAUUUAAAAUAAUUCUUGAUAUACAAAAAUUAAA